AUGUCUAAUAACACUGAAUCUAAUAUACCCGUAAAAUUUACUGAAAAUUCAAAUAAUGAGUGGAUUAAUUGGAUUGAAGAAGCCAUUGCAAAAGAUUACUUUAAAUAUUAUGAACUCAAUCAUUUUAGUAAUUUUCAAGAAAUUGGGUUUGGAGGGUUUGGGAAAGUUUACCGUGUGAACUGGAAAAGUUCUCCUAAUUAUUUGGCAUUAAAAUCUUUUUUCAAUUUUAACAACGUCACAAUUAAAGAAAUACUUAAAAUUCAACGUGAAGUGGAUUUUCAUGAGAAUAUUAUUCGUUUCUGUGGUAUUGCAACAGAAAAUCAAAUUGAUAAUUCAAAAAAAUAUUGGUUAGUAAUGGAGUAUGCAGAUGGAGGUACUCUUCGAGAAUAUUUGAAGGAACAUUUUGAUAAUCUUACUUGGAAUAAUAAAUUUAAUAUGGCACUUCAGUUGGCUUGUGCUAUAUUAUGCUUACACGAUGAAGGAAUUAUUCACCAUGAUCUGCAUUCCAAAAAUGUAUUAGUUCAUCAAAAUAUGGUUAAAUUAGCUGAUUUUGGUCUAUCAAAAAGAAUUGAGGAAUCAUCCAACCUUUCUUCAACGAAAUUAUUUGGAGUAAUUCCUUAUAUUGACCCGAAAAGUUUUAGUAAACCGUAUGACGUUUGUUUAGCAAUUAAUAUAUCACAAGGUCUUAGAGAGACACCCAUUCCUGAUACACCCGAAGAUUGUGUAAAUAUUUAUACUGAUUGUUGGAAUAAUGAACCAGAUAAUCGUCCAACUAUCAAUCAGGUAGUCUUUAAAUUAAAUGCAAUUAUUCUGAAGAAUAAUAAUAUGGUUAUAAAAGAUUUUCGGCAGACAAAUGAUUCUUAUACAAACCAAUUAUCCAGUAAACAACAACUCGAUUUGAAUGCUUUUGAAGAUCCUAUGAAUAAUUCAUCACAUGGAGAAUUAUCCAAAUUUAUUCAAGAGUUUAACAAGAUGAAUACUAAAGAAAUAGAUUCUUCAAUAUCAUCAAAUAUUAACUUUAUGGUGACAGUUGAUGAAAUGGUUGAACUUUCUGAUAAGUUAAGCGUAGAUGAUGAUGAAUUAGAAAGACUACUUAUUUAUAAUUAUCUUAAUAAUCAUAAUAUGACCUCACAGGAAAUUUAUAUUUACUUAUUAAAUAAUCAAAAUCAUUCAAAUUCUAUUGUUUUACUUGGAGAUUUUAAUUAUUUAGGAAUUGAAAUUAAUAUUGAUAAAAAAAAGGCAUUUGAAUUAUAUCAGGUAGCUGCAAAUUCAGGAAGUAUUAUAGCACAAUAUAAUCUUGGUUGCUGUUAUCUACAUGGGAAUGGUGAUUAUAAAGAUUACAAUAAAGCUUUUGAAUUAUUUAAAAAAUUAGCUGAAAGAGAAUAUUCAAAAGGAAUAAACUAUUUAGGAUUUUGUUACAGAAGAGGAAUUGGAACUGAUAUUGAUGAAAAAAAAGCAUUUGAAUUACAUCAUAAGGCAACAGAUUUAGGAAAUACGAUUGGAAUAAAUAAUUUAGGACAUUGUUAUGAAGAAGGAAUUGGAACUGAUAUUGAUGGAAAAAAAGCAUUUGAAUUAUAUCAAAAGGCAGCAGAUUUAGGAAAUGCAUAUGGAAUAAAUAAUUUAGGACAUUGUUAUAAAAAAGGAAUUGGAACUGAUAUUGAUGAAAAAAAGGCAUUUGAAUUAUAUCAAAAGGUAGUAGAUUUAGGAAAUGCGAUUGGAAUAAAUAAUUUAGGACAUUGUUAUGAAAAAGGAAUUGGAACUGAUAUUGAUGAAAAAAAGGCAUUUGAAUUAUAUCAAAAGGUAGCAGAUUUAGGAAAUGUAAUUGGAAUAAAUAAUUUAGGACAUUGUUAUGAAAAAGGAAUUGGAACUGAUAUUGAUGGAAAAAAAGCAUUUGAAUUAUAUCAAAAGGCAGCAGACUUAGGAAAUACAUAUGGAAUAAAUAAUUUAGGAUAUUGUUAUGAAAAAGGAACUGGAACUGAUAUUGAUGAAAAAAAGGCAUUUGAAUUAUAUCAAAAGGCAGCAGAUUUAGGAAAUAUUACAGCUCAAUAUAAUCUUGCUUUUAUGUAUGAGAGUGGAACAGGAAUUCUUAAAGAUAUUAAUCAAGCAAUUUACUGGUAUAAAAAAUCUGCAUUACAAGGAGAUAAAGAUGCUCAAAAUAGAUUAGAACAAAUUCAUGCAAAGUAA
Messenger RNA from Rhizophagus irregularis DAOM 181602=DAOM 197198, 2184 nucleotides. The record is from RefSeq and is a predicted model, not a curated record. NCBI's taxonomy places the organism in Eukaryota, Fungi, Glomeromycota, Glomeromycetes, Glomerales, Glomeraceae.